Messenger RNA from Drosophila pseudoobscura, 1193 nucleotides. RefSeq names its product aspartic proteinase A3. The record is from RefSeq and is a predicted model, not a curated record. Bases 23 to 1186 code for a protein of 387 amino acids. The transcript has a single exon. Gene Ontology annotation, molecular function: aspartic-type endopeptidase activity. Gene Ontology annotation, cellular component: lysosome. Gene Ontology annotation, biological process: cell death; proteolysis. Lineage: Eukaryota; Metazoa; Arthropoda; Insecta; Diptera; Drosophilidae.
UAGGUUGAGCAGAGUUUUGAAUAUGAAUCAACGUGUGGUUAUCCUGCUGCUCUGCGCGUUCCUCUGUGCCAGUGAGGCGUUUCACAGAAUUGCGAUGCAGCGACACAGGCACCGCAAGCUGCCACAUGGCCGACACCUGUGGGCCAGUCGGAAGCACAUGCGCCGCAAGUUCGGAAUGCCAGCAGUAACGACUCAGAGCACCGCCAACACGAGCACCACCAGUGCACCCUCAGAGGCCAUCGAACCGCUCUUUAAUGCGUUUCAAACCCAGUUCUACGGACCUCUGUUUGUGUCCGAUCAGGCGUUCACCGUGCAGUUCGACACGGGUUCGUCGGAUCUAUGGAUUCCCAACUCCAACUGCAGCACCUGCAUCAAGGAGUGCGGCAACGCCGUGUUCCAGAUGGCCAAAUCGAAGUCCUUCAAGGCCAACGGCACCUCCUUCAGCAUCACCUACGGAGUCGGAAAGGUGAGCGGCGUGACAGCCUCGGAAACGGUGUCCAUUGGGCAGAUCUCAAUCAAGGACCAGGGCUUCGGGCUGGUCAGCCAAACGGACACGUGCAGCAGCUUCGAUGGGGUCCUGGGCAUGGCGUAUCCCGGGGCUUCCGUGACAGGUGCCAGGCCUCCAUUCUAUCAGAUGAUCGAUCAGAAACUAGUCGAUAGCUCGAUAUUCUCGUUCCACCUGAAGAGCGGCGACGGGGGAUCGCUGAUCUUAGGCGGCUCCAACUCGAGCCUGUACCACGGCUCGUUGACCCACGUGAACGUAACCCAACAGAAAAUGUGGCAGUUCACGAUGGACUACAUUGGUUUCCCCUCGAAGAAGUGUCGUCGCUGCAACAGUUGCAAGGCCAUCAUGGACUCGGGCACCUCUCUGAUAGUGGGACCCACCGAGGACAUCACGCAGCUGAACACCAAAAUCAGGGCCACCUACAAUGCCACCAACGGCAUCUGGCAGGUGCCCUGUGGGCGAAUCAGCUAUCUGCCGGUCCUGGAGCUCGGCAUCGCCGGCAAGAAGUUCCAGGUGCGGCCACAGGAGUAUGUGAUCGCCUACGAGGGGGAUGUCUGCAUCACGGGCUUCAUGGACUUGGCGGGGCUCAAUUUCUGGAUCAUCGGAGAUGUCUUCUUCAGGGAACACUAUGUGUCGUUCGAUGUGGAGCUGAAUAGGAUUGGCAUUGCCAAGGCCAAGUAGAAAAGAA